GCCAUCAGAAGUUAUCUGGAACCAGCCCCUGUCUGUGGUGCUAUUUCUUUCUUGUCAGUUCCCCUUUCUGCAUUUGAGUUCUAGCCUCAGCCCUGACAUUAUUUCUUUCUCUACAAGGAGUGUUAGGAGGUUUGGGGGAGCUCACAAAGGCUCCUUUUCAUUUGUUCCAAAUACCUUGCUUCUGUGUUCCUCGGGAAUGCCACUGGGCUUAUGCAUCUGGUCUCUGGGAGCUGCAGUAGAUGGGCAUUUGUGACAGCACUAUGGGACUGAGUAACACUCUCCUUGUGAUGGCCCUCCUGCUCUAUGGUGCUGCUUCUGUGAAGAGUCAAGCAUAUUUCAACAAGACUGGAGAACUGCCAUGCCUCUUUAUAAACUCUGAAAACAUAAGCGUGGAUGAGUUGGUAGUAUUUUGGCAGGACCAGGAUAAGCUGGUUCUGUAUGAGCUAUUCAGAGGGAAAGAGAACCCUCAAAAUGUUCAUCCCAAGUAUAAAGGCCGCACAACGUUUGACAAGGACAAUUGGACGCUGAAACUCCACAACAUUCAGAUCAAGGACAAGGGCUCAUAUCAAUGUUUCAUUCAUCGUAAAGGGCCCAAAGGACUGGUUCCCUUGUAUCACAUGAGUUCUGACCUAUCAGUGCUUGCUAACUUCAGUCAACCUGAAAUAAUGGUAACUUCUAAUAGAACCGAAAAUUCUGGCAUCAUAAAUUUGACCUGCUCAUCUGUAGAAGGUUACCCAGCACCUAAGGAAAUGUAUUUUAAGCUAAAAACCGAGAAUUCGACUACUAAGUAUGAUACUGCCAUGAAAAAAUCUCAAAACAAUGUCACAGAACUCUACAACGUUUCUAUCAGCUUGUCUUUUUCAGUCCCUGGAGCAAGCAAUGUGAGCAUCACCUGUGUCCUGAAACUUGAGACGAUGGAGCUUCACUCCCUACCUUACAAUAUAGAUGCACAUACGAAACCCCCCCCUGCCCGAGACCCCAUCCUCUGGAUUGCCGCUCUACUUGUAAUGUUGGUCAUUUUGUGUGGGAUGGUGUUGGUGUUCUUUCUAACACUAAGGAAAAGGAAGAAGAAGCAGCCUGGCCCCUCUCACGAAUGUGGAACCAACAAAGUGGGGAGAAAAGAGAGCGAACAGACCAAGGAAAGAGUACAAUACCAUGUACCUGAAAGAUCUGAUGAGGCCCAGUGUGUUAACAUUUCGAAGACAACCUCAGGCGACCAAAGUACUACACAUUUUUAAUUAAAGUCUGACCAUCCGUUGUUUAUAUGCGUUCAGUUUCAAAUUUUGGCUUGCCUUUUUUCUUGUCCAUUACUAUUAUUAUUACCAUUAAAAAUAGCUGGGGAUCCAGGACUUUCUCUAAGGGAGAGAGCCUCCCUAUAAUGCCAGUUCUGCUCCCUAUGCCAGGAGCAGAUUUUAACUGCUUCUUUUCAUUUCAGAGCACACUUGUGGCCCAACCUCACCUGACUGGCUCCUGGCUCAGGACAAAUGUUUAAGACUAACACCUCUUGUUUCAGAUUCAGCCUUCUUUUCUUAAUUUUAUAAAUUGUGUUUUAUGUAGAACUCUCAAUUACUAGAAUAAUGGCUUUUAUCUGUGCUUAGUUCUAAAACAGCACCUCAUUCCAUCUUGUAUAGAGUGACUACCUCUUCAGUCUGGGUGGGAGUUAUGUAUGUUAUGGCUUUACAGUGUUGCUAGUAAUAUUUUGAAACAUAAAGAGAUGUGUACCUUAAUCAUGUGUACUUUAAUUACUGUGCCUUGAGAAAAAUCUACCCAGUGCUCUGUGAGGAUCAGUAGGAAAACGGUGUUUUAGUAGGAUGAUAACACUGAGCAGACCAAUUCAAAAUUUGGAAAAUUAGGAACGAUGGGGAUAGAACCCACUCUGAAUCCUGGAGCCACUUCUAUCUGGGCUGCUGCUAAUCUGAGGAGGAUCCAGCUGCCCAGCAAGCUACUGGUAAGUCUUAGCAGAGAGCUAAAGCAGGAAAACACCAUGCACUGUGAACCCUACUUCUCCUCUUGAAAGAAAUGACUGAGAUGAUGGCCCAGGGCAAGUGUUCAAGAGCCAAUUGAUAGAUCACAAUACUCAAAAGAGAGAAA
Molecule: messenger RNA, 2091 nt
Organism: Enhydra lutris kenyoni (northern sea otter)
Lineage: Eukaryota; Metazoa; Chordata; Mammalia; Carnivora; Mustelidae
Product: CD86 molecule
Exons: 7
Coding region: 240-1238 (332 amino acids)
Biological process (GO): cell surface receptor signaling pathway; negative regulation of T cell proliferation; immune response
Cellular component (GO): external side of plasma membrane
Source: RefSeq, a predicted model, not a curated record